AUGAACUCCACCCGUGUCUUCCGCCCGCUCGCAAGGGCCAUGCAGCACCAGCCAGGCAUGCUGCAUGCCUCAACGAUUGCACGCCCUACUCUAGCCGCUACCCAGAUCAAGGCGAAGCAGACCGAGACUCCGGCCAAGCCAGCUCAGGGACUGAUGAUGUACCGCGCGGCGAUGCCCCAACUUGUCCCCUUCUUCUUCGUCAACGAGACCACCGUUGCCUUCAUUGCGCUCCCGGCCCUCAUCUACGUCUUCUCUAAGUACAUCCUGCCCGCGAAGGUCCGCACCCAGGCUGCGCGUCUGUUCAUCAGCAAGCUAUAA
Molecule: messenger RNA, 318 nt
Organism: Mytilinidion resinicola
Lineage: Eukaryota; Fungi; Ascomycota; Dothideomycetes; Mytilinidiales; Mytilinidiaceae
Exons: 2
Coding region: 1-318 (105 amino acids)
Biological process (GO): proton motive force-driven ATP synthesis
Molecular function (GO): proton transmembrane transporter activity
Source: RefSeq, a predicted model, not a curated record